GCCCUGUCUUUUCUUUUAUCAUAUGUUCGUAACCGCAUGAGUUCGAGUUGAGUUUUGAUCCAGACGUUUCUGUUCUCUCUUUGUUCUAGAUGGAGGGAUCCGGCGUGUUGGGCAUCGUCCACGAUUUGGCCAAAGACGCCAAAGUGCCGCCUGAAAUGAUGAAUAAACACAUCGGUAAGCUCCAAGAGUCGGUGGGACUCUUGUCCGGAUCAAUGCAAGACUUAUCCCACAAGAAACUUCAGGACCUAUCGAAUCAAGCCGAGAAUCCGUCCGAUUUUGUGGCCAAGUUCAAGGACGCGAAUUCCCACGGCGUGUCCAAUUUAGUGCCCAUGAUGGAAAUCCUCCACGGGAUAUGUCGAGACGACCGAACGAAGGCUCUCUUUUCAAAGUCCAAGCGACCCCCUCCAAUAAUGAGCGCAGCCAAUGAGUCCAGCUAUCGAGCCCUGAAGGAGAAACUCUUGCAGCAGGUCGGUCCAUUGAGCGUUCUGGACAAUCAGAACGCCCCUCAGCGGAGCAAGCGAUUGUUCCCCGACAGGCCGUACAUGACCCUGGAUUACCUCUGUGAUGACCUCAUGAUCAAGGGCAAUUUUGGACCUCUGGGCAAGAUCCCCGUCGUUUCCCAGGAAUCGGCCAUUAUUGAGGACCUUCUGUACUGCUUCAUAGGGAUUGAGGGCUCUCACAUCAAACCGAUCAAGAACGCGAGCACCGGUCAAGUGGACCUCAAACUGGACCCCAGCAUGGACCCUAGCUUACGCGAGCUGGUCCAGCGAAUAGCGCCCUUGUGCCAGCAUUACUCGACCAUCGUCCAGUUCGCCGAGGACUGGUUCCAACAGGGCUCGGGACGAGUCAACCAGGCCCUCUCCGGGGCCUUGUACCAAGUCAUCAAGGACUACUACAUCUUCGUCACGCAACUGGAAUCCCAGCUUCGUCAACACGAAUUGACUCUGAACAAGCUGUGGUUCUACAUCCAGCCCACGUUGAGCACCAUGGCCAUGGUGGCGGAAUUGUGCCGCAAUUGCGAGACCAUGGGCGCUCGUGGAGGCAAGACCUUGAGUCUGUUGCACCAAUUGGUCACGUGUCAAACGGGCAAUGAGAAUUGCAAGGCCGUGGCCGAGUUCCUGGUUAAGGCCGCGGCCAAGCCGUACUUUGAGAUACUGAGCCGUUGGAUUCAUCGAGGGAUGAUUUCGGACUCCGGAAAGGACUUCUUCGUGGAGGAUAAUGAGGUGAUCGAUCGGACUAUCUUGCCUUUGGAGUACUCGGACGACUACUGGGAGCGGCGCUACACGUUGAGGAUGGAUCAGAUCCCCGCGUUCCUUCACAGCUCCUCGGACAUGAUUCUCCGCACAGGCAAGUAUUUGAAUGUGAUCCAACAAUGCGACAAGUCCAUCAGAUGGCCGGAAUCCGUGGACGAGGUCCAGUACAUGGCCAACCCGGAUCAGUACACGCCCCUCCUCGAAAAGGCCCACGCCUUCGCGUCCAAAACGCUCUUGGACUUGCUGGUCAAAGACCGAGAUCUGAUUGGUCAUCUACGCUCCGUCAAGCACUACUUCCUCUUGGAUCAAGGGGACUUCAUCGUUCAGUUCAUGGACUUGUGUGAGAAGGAGCUGCUCCAGAACGUGAACAAAGUGGAACCGGCUCGAUUGGAAUCGCUCUUGGAGUUGGCCCAACGCACCUCGGCCGCCAAUACCGACCCCUAUAAAGACAAUGUAGGCGUGGAACUCCUGCCCUAUGACCUGAUCUUUCAAAUGUGCAAGAUCCUGUCCAUUGAUACGGAUUCUGAAAUGGACUUUAAAACUCCGAGCAACGCUUCGGAUCUAACGGGAUUGGAGGCGUUUGCCUUUGGCUACGACGUCCAAUGGCCGAUCUCGUUGGUGUUGAACCGGAAAUCCUUGGCGUGCUACCAGAUGCUGCUUCGGCAACUGUUCUAUUGCAAGCACGUGGAACGACUUCUCUCGAGUGUGUGGAUCUCCACCAAGGUGUUCAAAUGUUAUCCCACCGAUCAGUAUUCCCAAUACGCGGCCAGCUUCGCGCUUCGACAGAAGAUGCUGAACUUCUUGCAGAAUCUCGAGUAUUACAUGACCUUCGAGGUUCUGGAGCCUAAUUGGGAGGCCAUGAUCGCCAAAAUCCGAAGUGGAAAGAUUGCCAAUGUGGAUCAGGUUUUAGAGAUCCACUCCGACUUCUUGUCCACGUGCCUAAAUGAUUGCAUGUUGUCCUCGCCGCAAUUGCUCACCACCGUACGGAAACUCUUGGGCGUUUGCGUGGAGUUUGCCAGUUUUAUGGAGGUGGUAGCCCAAUCCUGCGAUGAACUGGACACGUUCCACGACGAGGUGGCCAAAUUCGACCUGCGGUUCAAUUCUGUAUUGUUCUCUCUGUUGGAUCGGAUCGCUCAAAUGGGCCGAGAGAACUACAAUGAGCGCAUCAUGAACAUUCUACAUCGUCUCGAUUUCAAUGGGUUCUACACUCAAGCCUUGGAUCAGUUCGGAUGCACGCCUUAAACCGAUGGUGGUUAAUAAAAUGAAACGUUUGAGAUUCUA
Tigriopus californicus is the source of this 2534-nucleotide messenger RNA. RefSeq names its product gamma-tubulin complex component 2-like. The transcript is spliced from 9 exons. Bases 90 to 2495 code for a protein of 801 amino acids. Gene Ontology annotation, molecular function: gamma-tubulin binding; microtubule minus-end binding. Lineage: Eukaryota; Metazoa; Arthropoda; Copepoda; Harpacticoida; Harpacticidae. Gene Ontology annotation, cellular component: gamma-tubulin small complex; centrosome; spindle pole. Gene Ontology annotation, biological process: meiotic cell cycle; mitotic cell cycle; spindle assembly. The record is from RefSeq and is a predicted model, not a curated record.